Molecule: messenger RNA, 1692 nt
Organism: Scheffersomyces stipitis CBS 6054
Lineage: Eukaryota; Fungi; Ascomycota; Pichiomycetes; Serinales; Debaryomycetaceae
Exons: 2
Source: RefSeq, a predicted model, not a curated record
AUGACCUCUCCAGAUGCUUCCUCGUCUAUCUACUCGGGUAACGGCCACAGAAGAACGCUUUCCGACCGAACCAAGGCAACGCCAGCCUCAUUUGUCAGACAUCUGCGAAUUUAUUCACUGGACGGCCCAAACCUCGGAAGUCCCAACGCACUGGUCGGAUCUCUAAACGGCCGACUGCUAUUGCUCCAGAACAAGGUCCAGACCCAGGACCUUCCACCAGAACUCUCGCCCAUAGUUAACCUCAUCAAUGCCCAGCGGUUGAGAACGUAUGCCAUCGGCAGUUUCCAAAUUCCGGCCGUUUACGAAAACGAAACAGCCUGGAUCGAAGUUGAAGCUAAGUUGACAGGGUCUGAAUUGGCCGUCUGGCGCCCCUCUACUGAAGAGUUCACCCUUGAAAAUGGAAACAAUGAGUUCAAACCCAAGUACAUCAACUUGAUAGAUUUCCGUGUUGAAGUCUGCAAAGGUACCGAGAAUCAAAUCAAGAUCUACCAGGACUUCCAGGACGAGAACACUGUUUUAAUCCAAUUCAACUCGAGAAUGGAUCUCAAUGAUUGGGUUUCUGCUAUUUUUUUGAGCAAGUUUGAGUACAAUUCGCUCAACGAGGCAUUUACAGCCGUCAUGUUGUCUCUUAAAGGCUCAAAGCUCGCGGAUAUUCAUGUUCUCUUAUCGCUGAAAAAACGAUUUGCAAAGUAUGAAUGGUGUAAUUUACGUCUCCCACAGAUCUCGUCCAAAUGGCUCAAGGUUUAUGUGUGUAUCUUUCCAAGCGAUAACAAGAAGAAGGGAAGAAUUGAGAUCUACACCUCGGAAAAAAUGACCAAGAAGAACUUGAUGGUCUAUAUUCCAAACUUAACAAAUGCAUAUAACGUGUACCCAGAACAGGCUAACAUGAUUGACGUCAACUCCAUCAUGAAGUUGAAUGGAGAAAUCCACGUCAAUAAGCAGUAUGCGCAUUUGUUCACUCACCACACUCAGUCUAAUAAUAACGAUCUUGUAAUUUCUUCUGGUGCCAUUCGCACUUUUGGCAGAAGCGAGUCGAACAGCUCCUUGUCUUCUGUAGCUGCUGGAGGACCACCAGUAACUCCAUACCACACGCAUUCGAAAAGCUUGUCUGUAGCUUCGACUACUUCGUUUUUCAAUAAUGGUCCUACUCCUACUCCGGACGAUCACCAUAGUAAAAAGUUGCACCGUAGAACGUUUUCUGGUGCUUCUGCCUCCAGUACCAGUCAGAGUGGAACUCCAGAAGCAAACUCUCCCAAGGGAUCGUCUUUCUUCAAGAAGAAUAUGUCGAAUUUCGUCACGGCCGAGUACUUGUAUCUUAUGCCUGUAUCUCAUCCAGGGGUUCCAGCCAUCGAAACCAUGAUCCGUAACUACUUCCACAUCAUUGAUGCCUACAAGUUGUACGGUAGACCAAAGAAGAUGAUCAGUGAAAAAACAGAUCCAGGAUCGUUGUUGUUUGGCUUACCCUCGUUGCCGCAUUAUCAAUACCUUUCUAUUGACGAUGUGCAUAACUUGGCAGAGCAGAACAUUAAUGAGUGUAUCGAAGAAAACUGGACCGAGUUCGAAUGGAGUAGAGUGUUCAAAGAAGCGAUUUCCGUCAAAUAUAAAAACCCCAAGAAGAUCUACAAGGGUCAUGGGGACAUCGGCAAGUUGUACAGCAACUUAGACAUCGACUAUGAUGAGAUUGCCAGUCCU